CGGGGGUCAGCGGGAGAGAGAAACAGGGCGGGGAAACGAUUAAGACACGGUAACUCUAAAAGUCGCCAAAAUACAGUCACGAAGCGAAAGCAUCAACGGUUAAACGCGUAAAUCGCUCGUUCGCUUCAAACGCCUUCGAGCGAAAAUGGAUCUACCUGCCGUUGGAGAACAUGUUUUUGCGGUGGAGGGCAUCGAAAAGAAGCGCAUAAGGAAGGGAAGAAUCGAGUAUCUUGUAAAGUGGAGAGGGUGGUCUCCAAAAUAUAACACAUGGGAACCGGAGGAGAACAUUCUCGACCCACGUCUUCUCGUCGCUUUCCAGAACAGAGAGAGACAAGAACAGCAAAUUGGAUAUCGCAAAAGGGGACCUAAACCCAAACAUCUCCUAAUCCAGCUACCUGCAUUUGCACGGCGAUCCAGCAUCCUUGCGGGCCUUCAGGAGACAUCACUAGAUGACGAGAACCAUCUUAAAGUGGAUUCACUUCAAAUGCACCGCUCCCAGCCUCAGCAUUACCAGCUCAACAGCAAAAAACAUCACCAGUACCAGCCCUGCAGCAAGGAGAUACCAGCAGAACCACAUGUAAAUGGCAAGAAGAAGUACUUUUACCAGCUAAACAGCAAAAAGCAUCAUCAGUAUCAGCCAGACCCCAAGAUGUAUGAACAGCAAUCCACAAAACCUAAGGAGGUCAAAUGUCAUGACUUGUCCAUUAAUGGAUGGAACCUUCCUACAGACUUGCAGCAGAAAAGGGUACAGGACAAGGAACCUGACUGUAUACAUAAAGAGAAAGAACUGGCCAUAGAGCAUAAACUGCCUUUUACCAAUAAUAAAGCAGAUCAGACCGUGAAGACAAGCCCAAAAGAACCCAGUGGCAUUAGCAGCAAGAUGAAGAUCAUCAGGAACAAAAACAAAAAUGGCCGGAUUGUCAUUGUCAUGAGCAAGUACAUGGACAAUGGGGUCCAGCCAUCCAAAGUGAAAAAUGUGGAUUCUGCCAUAAUGGAGAAACCACAGCAAAAUGAGGAAAUUCUGAAUGGCAGCACUGACAAUCAUGUACCAGUGACAACAGGUCAGGAGAAUGGCACUUUGAAAGACCAUGGUGUCAGUAGUGCCUCUGCUCUCAGUGAAUUUGUUCACAAAGUGCCCCACAGAAAGUUUGAGCUCUUAAAAGCUAAACCUGAUAUAGAGGUGGAACACAAAACAGAGGAUGCAAGUUUGGAUAAGUUUGGUUUAUCAGAUGAUCAGCCUCUGCAACUGACCACCAAACCCAGUUCUUCACCACUGUCAGCUCAGACAGAUAUGGUUUCCCAGAGGGACUUUCCCACUUACCAGCGCAGCCACCGUAAACGCAACUUAUCUGACCCUAAUGAGAGCAACAGCAAUUGUAAAAGGUUCCUCAGCUCUAGGAGUAUCAGUGGUUCAAAUCCAGCCCUUUCAUCUCCUGAAAGCGAACCCAUAGAUCUGCAUUACUCUGGCCAUAGCACCACCAGAGCCUACAGCUAUGAGUUUACUGAUGUAAUUCCUGAAGAACCUAUUGAUUUGAGCUGUGGAAGGACUAGGCUGCAAACAGAAGGCCCCGCAGAGCCCCAUGUUACGAUGGAGGACGUACCUGAGACCUCUGAGAAGUUUGAGGAGCCAGUUAGUUGUUUUAAUCCAUUUGUGGGUAACAUUAUCAUUACGGAUGUCACAACAAAUUGUCUUACAGUGACGUUUAAGGAAUAUGUUUCAAUUUAAUGGCCUUUGAUUUGAUAUCCUGAGGAAAACUGAUCCAUGGGUUUGUAUAUAUGUAAUAUAUGAGAAUUAUGGACAUAUGUAACUAAUAACGUUUUUUGCAGUGUAGAUUUUAAUUUAAUUGGGAAUAUUUGAAGGCCUGUACAUGCACAGUGGAAAAAAAAACUUGUUUUGGCUGAUAAAAGACAUACCAUACCUACUCCAAGGGAAAUAAAUAGGAGAAAACACACUGAGGUUAAGAGUUCAUUAUAAUGUCACAGAAAAAGCACUUAGUAAGCUGACCUUGUUAAUUAAAUGGGUAUGACAGUUAUAUAGACAUGUGUACUUCAUGCUGAGUACACAUGUCUAUAUAACCAACACUUUUAAACCAUCUCUUUUAACCACCUUGCUUUCUUUAGUGCAAAUUUACAAUUCACAAUAUUACACCUUCAAAUGUAUCUGUCAUUUUAAUGACUUAAAUCUGGACUUACCUUAAUGUCACAUGGGAAUCAAUCGAAGGGCAUGUUGCUUUGCAUUGCUGAAUAACUGAUUCCAAUUUUCAAAGUUUUAUAGCACAUAUCUGCAGGGUGUGUUAGCCUUUAAGGUCUUUUUUGUGCAAUGUUGAAGUAGGGCUGGGUGAUGGAACAUAUUUAUAAUGUUAUUAUGCUUAUAUUUAUACAAUACAGUGCACAGCACAUAUCAGGAUAUUUGGUUUUAUUGAGGUUUUCUAACAAGUUAAAACAAAGUCAGAGAAAUAACCUUAAAAACACUGAGAAGGCAAUAAUAUUAUAUUCCACCUUUCCCCAAACUGCCUUUGAAGAAGGAGCAGAAGGUAUAAUCCAGAAUAAGAUAAUGGCAUAAUGGGCUAACAUCAGAUGAACAACAUGUAAUUUGGUUAGAGUAUUCCCAAUAUCCAUUAUAUGCUCAGAAAUUAUUAUGUCUUAUGAUGUCUUUUAUUGUGAUAACAAUAACAUUGUGAUAUUAACCCACCCCUAAGAUGAAGUAACCUCAGUCAAACUCACCUCAGUGUGGAUGGUUAUCUUCACCUAACCAUUAAAUAUAAAAGCUGCACUUUGUCAUCGCUUAAGAUGCUUUGUCUCUUAGAAAUGAAGUAAGCCUGUAUUACACUGAUUGAGUGAAUUUUCCCUUUUAUACUAUUGUGAUUUUCAUGCUGAUUGACUUGUUGUAUAGCCGCCAUAUCUCUGGAAUUUCUUGGCAUAUUUGUCAUGACAUGUAAAUGAACCUAAAGGUCUUCAUGAUUCUUCACAUGGCUUAUUGUCAUGCCACUUUUUUACCUGCAGUUGACUUGACUUUAUAAUAGCAUGGUAUGACCAGUCAGUUUAUUUUAGACAAUGCAUAACCCUGUAGCACAGGCAAUUGUACAACUGCUGCUAAAGUGUAUUACUUAGCUGAAGUCAUUUUUCAUGAGAAAAUGCUGAAUAUACUGUAGUCUACAUUAGAGACAAAAUUUGCCUUAAAUGAACAUGAGAUACAAAAUACACAAUGAUUUUAUAUGGUACCAAUGUUUUACAAAGCUUGUUGUAGCGAUACAAUCUUUGUCAGUAUCAUAGCCAGCACAAGUGGCAGGUGACAGAGGUGAAGACAGUACUUGUCCUGUCCUUAAGUAGAACUGACCAGUCCCAGUCUAUGUACUAUGAAAGAUUUAGAACCUCCACCACCCACCCUAUAUGGCUAGACUGCUGAAAGCACAAUACCAGUCCUCUGUUUAAAAACAAGCAUUUUUGUCCAAACCAAAAAACUAAAUCCUAACUUCUCCAUGUAGUAAAUUAGACUUCAGUGACAUUCCCAGUUUGCUCACACUAAACCAUGUGCCUGGGAUCCUUGUGAAGAUGUGCUGAAGGAGACCUGCUGCUCUUUACAUGCAUGUUCAUUUCAGAAAGCCCAAUGCACGUAAUACCCUUGAAACUAUUGAAAUAUUCUUCACAAAAGUCAUCUUUGAUAAAGGAAUAAAGGCAUAGAAGUAAAGGAUUAUGUU
Electrophorus electricus (electric eel) is the source of this 3698-nucleotide messenger RNA. RefSeq names its product chromobox homolog 4 (Pc class homolog, Drosophila) (gene cbx4). The record is from RefSeq and is a predicted model, not a curated record. Gene Ontology annotation, molecular function: SUMO binding; SUMO ligase activity. Gene Ontology annotation, biological process: negative regulation of transcription by RNA polymerase II; protein sumoylation. NCBI's taxonomy places the organism in Eukaryota, Metazoa, Chordata, Actinopteri, Gymnotiformes, Gymnotidae. Gene Ontology annotation, cellular component: PRC1 complex.